Pygocentrus nattereri (red-bellied piranha) is the source of this 1372-nucleotide messenger RNA. It is a transcript of the gene higd1a, whose product is annotated as HIG1 hypoxia inducible domain family, member 1A. Gene Ontology annotation, biological process: mitochondrial respirasome assembly. The transcript has 4 exons. The coding region runs from base 142 to 444 and encodes 100 amino acids. Lineage: Eukaryota; Metazoa; Chordata; Actinopteri; Characiformes; Serrasalmidae. Gene Ontology annotation, cellular component: mitochondrion. The record is from RefSeq and is a predicted model, not a curated record.
CCCGUUCACGAGGCGCGCGUCAUCGUUGCGUCACACAGAACGUCCUCGUGCUCCGUCUCCAGUACUCAGCAGUGAAGAAGCCGGUACUGACAGAGCGCGCGAACCAGCGGCACGCGAACACCAGAUAAAAGUUCAGCCAAGAUGUCGUACUCCGCAGUGGAUGAGUAUGAGGAGUCCAAGUUCCUCAGGAAGGCCAAGGAGAAUCCAUUUGUUCCUAUUGGAAUGGCUGGAUUCUUUGGGAUUGUGGCGUACAGACUCUUAAAGCUGAAGCAGAGGGGGAACAUGAAGAUGUCUGUCCACCUGAUCCACAUGCGUGUAGCAGCUCAGGGAUUCGUGGUUGGAGCGAUGACCUUAGGCGUGGUCUACUCCAUGUACAAAGACUUCGUUCUGAAGCCAGCGGAGGCGCAGAAAGCCCUGGAGCAGAAAGCUGUGGAGAAGAAGUGAAGAGCCGCAGGACUUGAUGUAGACAUAUUUUUGGACCCUUUUAUUUUCUUAGCACCUCAGAUGUUCCUUGAUAUUUAUUCUUAAUAUAAUAUUGGACUGACAUGUUUUAUAAUAUGCGUGAGAGGGUUUUAGAAGAGAGUAGUCUUUCUUGUCCUUCUAUUAGGAAACCAGGCCAGCAGCUGACAUUUUCCAGGCUGGUAUAUGACGUGGCUGAUGUGCUGCAGUUUACAUAUAAAUUCUUAUGUAGUAGCUCUAGCUCUUUAUGGUUCUUUUUUCGGGUUCUUUACUGUCUGCAGAACCAUUCCGGUGCAGUGAUGUUCUGAUAAUCUUUCACACGCAUGCGGUGUUGGGUACAAAACAAAUUUUCUCUUCUCUUGCUCUUCUGUGAUUUAACACAUCUUUUUUAACUCAUGAUGAAUAGAACGCUGCAACUCUCAUCCACAGUUUAUAUACGUGUGUAUAUUAGAUUAAUAUUGUCUCAUGUAUUAUUGUCUAUUAUUUACAUCCUCAUGUGAACAUUUCACGACCAAUAAAAAUGGUCCAAAAUGACUUGGAAUAAAAUCUGGACAGUUUACAGUUGUGUGCAAAAGUGAGUGCGCCCCUGGUCAAAUUCCAUGUAUUUGUCGAUUUUCUAAAUGAAGAAAUAAGUGAACAUGUCCUCUGACAGAACAGAACAGACUUCUGCACGUAUUAGUGCACAGUUGCUGUUUGUUUGCUGAAUUUAACAUAUUAGGGAAGAAAUUAAACAUAAAAUGUGUCCAGUGCAAAAGUUUGGGCACCUUUUAUAUUUUAUGCUUCAUUCUUUUUCAGUAUGUUGUGCACUAAAAUAUCAUAUCUAAUCGUGUUCUCCGUAGAGGAUGUGUUAACUUAUUUACCUCAAUGAAUACAUCGAUUUGCCUCAAUAAAUGCAUGAAUUUAACUCCGUAAA